UAUAUACCCGUAAAAACUAACCUUACAUCAACUUUGUUGCAGGGGGUUUUAGAACUUUUUAUUAUUUUUGGUUUAAGGUUUUUCAGUUUUUCAUUUCAAUAUAACCAAAAAUUCCAUUAAAAAAGUUUAAUCAAUUAAUGAAAUUAUUUCUCUGGCAAAUUUUCAUGGCAUGAUUUCGAAGAAAUCUCGUAGAGUUUGUAUAGAAUUACACAACAACUAGAUCUCUCUCAUCAGAUUGAAGUGAUAUUGGUGUCACUUGCUCAUUGUACAUGAUCAUCACGUAUUGGCAUGCUACCUAAGAUAUGUCGUCGAAGAAGAGAGUAAGGCAUGGUUUCAAUGACUAUCAAUUUCCUGUUAUACCGAAAGCUCCUAGAUCAGUUAGAAGGAGACGCUCGCACAAAAAUGUAGACAAUGACCAAAUUUGUGCAUUUGAAUUACUGGCGGCUGUUGCUGGCGAACUUUUACAGGAAAGUGAAAGCUCUGCUUGUAGUAAUGCAGCGGUAGGAAAAGAUGUGCUCUCUGAUUGCAGGGAAGUUAUUAAACGCGAUCAACUCCAAGAAGAUAAAUCUAUGAAAUCAGAGUUCUUUGACCAGGGAAGUUGUGUAGAAAGCGCGUAUAUACUGGAGCCUGCUGUGCAAGAACAGAAUCUCAAGUAUAGUUUGGAUAAACCCAGUCGUACAGAAAAUAACAUUUUUCACAAGAACAGUUGUACUUUUCUCAAUUCUGAUUUUUCAAGAAAAGACUGUAAGGAGGUCAAUAUAGAUGGGAAGUCCCACACUGAAGUAGAAGAUGGAUCCUCUAGUCUGGAGGAUGUCUGUGGUAAGAGAAUCGAGACAGGUACUAAGAAACAGUUAGAUGACGGCAGCAAGACUGAAGACUUGACUGUGGCUAACUCUUGCAGUGUGAAGGGUCUAAUUGAGAAACAUGUGAAUAACAAUUCUGCAAUUAACUCAGACAGUAGUGUACAGUUUCCCUCAUAUAGGGCGGUUCCUAGGCCUUCCUUUGGAAAGCAGGGGAACAAUGUUAAGUUAGGUAUUAGAGAUGAUGACGAAAAUUCUUUUCGGUCUUAUAGACACAGCACCAACAUAAUGGCUUUCAGGCAAACAUCACAUACUGGAUACAGAAGGAUGAGAAAGAUGUUGACUUCUAGACACUGGAAAGUACUUCCUCAGUUGAAGGACUGGGAACGUUCAUGCUCCCAUUAUGGAAUAAAGUCCUUUCACAGAAACAGGAAAAGAGUACGUGCGCUGGAAAGAUGCCGACUCGAAAUUCCUUCAAAGCGAAGGAAAUUGUGUCACAAUAGCUCUAUUGUUGCUUAUGACCAGCAGGCCAAUAGUAAAAGCAUUUCAAAAUCACGUGAAAAGGGAAUCAAGAGAGACAUUAUCUCGCCUAGAGGAGCAAAAGUGGGGGCUUCAGCUUCAGACAGAAAUCAUCAAAAGAAAGAUCCUAAUGUAAAAUUUAGCAUCAAGUCAUUCAAGGUGCCAGAGCUUUUAAUCGAGGUCCCCGAAAAUGAAACUAUUGGUUCCCUGAAGAGGACGGUAGUGGAAGCUGUUAAAACUAUUCUCGGAAGUGGAUUGCGUGUGGGUAUGGUUGUCCAGGGGAAGAAGGUCAGAGAUGACAACAAAACUCUACAGCAGGCUGGUAUCUCUCAAAAUGGCAACCUCAACCUCGAUACUUUGGGUUUUACGUUGGAGCCAAGUUCUUACCCAGUUUCUCCAUCAUUGCAUUCUAAAGAUUUUUCUGCUUUGUCACCACGUGGUGUUGAUCAUGAACUAACUAGGCGGCCACCUAGUCCUAUCAUGGAAUUAGAGCUUCCAAGUGCUUCAUCAGAUCCUCCAAAGAUUAUGUUGGACGAGCAUGAUGAAGAUUACCAUGAAUUGGCGCUAUCGCCUACAAAUCUUAUUGUUGAUCCACCAAGUGGUGUAGAUAAUCCUGAUUCUGGAGCCUUGGUUAUUGUCUGUCCUCCUAAUGGUGAGGCACAUCCGGUGGUCCCCAUGAGCUCAAAAAAUGGGCGUUCCGAACUUCCACAACGUAGAACAAGGAGGCCAUUCUCAGUUGCUGAAGUAGAAGCGCUAGUUGAAGCUGUGGAGCAGCUUGGAACUGGAAGGUGGCGUGACGUCAAAAUCCGAGCUUUUGAGUAUGCUGACCACCGAACUUAUGUUGACGUGAAGGAUAAAUGGAAGACAUUAGUCCAUACAGCAAGCAUUGCUCCACAACAAAGAAGAGGCGAGCCGGUGCCACAGGAGCUUUUAGACAGGGUCUUAAUUGCCCAUGGCUACUGGUCUAAGCAACACGGUAAGCAUCAUGCUGAGAACGCUGGCGCCUUAGAGAACAACAGCAACAACAACAACAAUUCCACCUCAAUGUCAAGCAAGAUGGCUCAGUCAGCUAUAUGAAUCCUCACUUUGUUUAAAAUACCAUUUUAGGAGAAUUCAACGAUGAAUUGUAAAGAAAAUCCCUUUCGGAUGGCUAACGCACUCACACACACACACACACACUGUUUCCCUGUGUGACUGGAAAGACAGGUAAGUAGUUGUAAAUGAUUCAUUGAAUAAAGCAGUUCUAACAAACAGGCAUUAGGGAUCUCUUUAUUUCUGUUGGUUCCUAUUCUUUCAUGUAAUUGUAAGCAUGGGAUAACAAUAUACUACAAUUCAAAUGUAUUAUGUACAUUAAGGUUGUUACUGGUAUAAUUUCAAUGUUGUUUCUCUACA
Capsicum annuum is the source of this 2711-nucleotide messenger RNA. Its product is annotated as telomere repeat-binding protein 3. Lineage: Eukaryota; Viridiplantae; Streptophyta; Magnoliopsida; Solanales; Solanaceae. The record is from RefSeq and is a predicted model, not a curated record. Bases 303 to 2396 code for a protein of 697 amino acids. Gene Ontology annotation, molecular function: protein binding. The transcript has 10 exons.